Molecule: messenger RNA, 2092 nt
Organism: Syzygium oleosum
Lineage: Eukaryota; Viridiplantae; Streptophyta; Magnoliopsida; Myrtales; Myrtaceae
Product: cysteine-rich receptor-like protein kinase 10
Exons: 7
Coding region: 126-2057 (643 amino acids)
Biological process (GO): protein phosphorylation
Molecular function (GO): ATP binding; protein kinase activity
Source: RefSeq, a predicted model, not a curated record
UCAAUUUGUUUACCUCGCCCUCUAGAAGUCACAUAUUUUCUUACUCCUCUCGAGUUGAAAGAAAGUCCGUGGCCAUCUUUGAAUUACUCUUAUUGUACUCGCGUUCUUUCCAAGUUCAAGAAAAGAUGAUUAUCGAUGCAUCAAGAAAUGUUUCCUCCGCUUUCUGGAUUUCAUGCCUGAUCCUCUUCAUCCCAGGCACUCCUGUCAGUGCAGAGACAUAUCUUCAAGAGCGGUGCGGAGAUAGGGGCAACUACGCUGUUCAUAGCAAGUUUCAGGACAACCUACAUCGCCUCCUCUCCGGGGGGCUUGACAACAAAGGACCCAUUUACGGUUUCUACAACACGACGGAAGGUGAAGAUCCAGACAAAGUUUAUGGUCUCUUCCUCUGCAGAGCGGAUGUUGACACCAAUCUCUGUCAGUCUUGCAUCAAUUCAGCUACCAGCCUCAUCAUAGAAAGAUGUCCAGGACAGAAAGAGGCGACCAUAUGGUACGAUGAGUGUUUUGUGCGCUAUGCUAACAGAUCUUUCUUCUCUAUCAUGGAGACAUUGCCGAUUAUUUUCAUUGUCAACCCUGCGGACGUGGAGCAAACUUUUGAUAAUGAAGACUUUGAGACAGAAGUGACGGAUUUUGCAAGGAAUGUCACAGGCUUGGCGAUCUCCUCGGAAAGCUUAUACGCGACCAAAAACAUUAAUGUCUCAAGUUCAGUGACCUUGCAUGAGCUUGCACAGUGCACCCCUGACAUAUCAAAGUCAGAUUGUAAGAGUUGCUUGCUUUCUGCUAUCAAAGAGUUUCCUACUGUUCUUAAUCAUAAAAGGGGAGGUGCGAGAAUUCUUCAGCCAAGUUGUAAUAUACGGUACCAACUGUAUCGUUUUUAUGGGGAACCUAGAGGACAAGCACCAGCACCUUCUCCAACUAACAAAACCAGCACUGAGUCUGGCAUUAAAGAGAAGGAAAACAGCCAAGAGGUUCAGUUACUUCAUCUGAGACGAGAGAUUGGAGAAGAGUUUUCGAAGGAAAACUCUCGAGGAGGAAAGCCGGUGGCUUCUCAAGAACUAUCUUUGAUACAAUUAGACAUCAUACGGGCGGCCACAGGAAACUUCUCCAAUGAAUGUAAACUUGGGGAAGGCGGGUUUGGCCCUGUGUACAAGGGCACAUUGGCAGAUGGAAAAGAAAUUGCAGUUAAGAGGCUUUCAAGAACCUCAGGCCAAGGACUUAUUGAGUUGAAGAAUGAAGUCAUCUUGAUUGCUAGACUACAACACAGGAACCUCGUCCGAUUAUUGGGAUGCUGCUUGGAAGAACAAGAAAAACUCUUGAUAUAUGAAUACAUGCCAAACAAAAGCCUGGAUGUCUUCCUUUUUGAUUCAAAUAUGGGGCAAUCUUUAGAUUGGAAGAUGCGCGUGAACAUCACCUGUGGAAUAGCUCGGGGACUUCUAUAUCUACAUGAGGAUUCUCGCUUGAGAAUUAUCCACAGGGAUCUGAAAGCUAGCAAUAUUUUGCUAGAUGGUGAGAUGAAUCCAAAGAUAUCUGAUUUCGGAAUGGCAAGGAUCUUCAGUGUAAAUCAAGACAAGGCCAAUACAAAUAGGGUUGUUGGAACCUAUGGAUACAUGGCACCGGAGUAUGCAAUGGUAGGACUCUUUUCUGUAAAAUCAGACGUCUUCAGUUUUGGAGUUCUCUUGCUAGAGAUAAUAAGCGGGCAAAAGAACAACGGUUUUCAUCUCCGAGAGCACUGUGAAAGCCUUCUCACUUUUGCAUGGAAGUUGUGGUCCGAAGGUCGAGGGUUGGAACUUAUUGAUCCCUUAAUCAAAGAGUCAUGUGAUACAGUUGAGGUGCUGAAAUGCAUACACAUCGGUCUAUUAUGCGUUCAAGAAGACCCUGUGGAUCGACCAGCUAUGUCACUCGUGGUUCAUAUUCUAGGAGGCGAUACUAUCACACUCAACCCACCAUCGCAACCUGCAUUCUCAGUUGGAAGAGAUGUGAAGAAACUUUAUUGUAUUGUACGCAGUCAAGAAGCCUUCACUGUUAAUGGUGUAAGCGUUUCAGAUGUUUUGCCUAGGUGACCAAGUAUCGUCAUCGCAUCUUCAAUUGAUUUCUC